AUGGACGACGACGUAUCUCCAUCUGGCUUCAUGCUACUUUUUUCUGCGCUGGUCGUCGCUCUCUUCAUCGCCACCCUGGUGGUGGCCGCCUACAAGUUCCUACGUCUGCUUCGCCGACUCUUCAACACCGGCACCAAAGCGAUCUCGAGGAUCUACACCUAUCUCUAUAUCUGGGUACAUGGGGGACGCGCGCUUGACGAUACGGAGGCGGGCCUCCAAAGCCACACAGGGUACCGCGUUCGGCCCCGACGAAACGUCGAUAGGCCACGUCUUCCUGUUGUCGUAGGUCCACCACUGGAAGCGUCUCCGGUUGCCAUCGCCGCCACGUUCCCAGCCACCACCCAACAUGUCCCGACCGUCUCAUCCAUCAUCGAACCUCCCUCGUGCCCCGAGCAGAGUGCACAAUCGAUCGCUGCGCCUAAAGAACCCAAUGAACCACCAUAUAUCACGCAUCACAACACGGCCCUCAAGAUGAAACUCGCCCCUCAUGCUCCCGUCAGCUUCGAACACGCCGUCAACUACUACCAAUCAAGCGGACUCGUGGCAAUCCCAGCGCCCCCUUUUAAUCCGGAGAACGCCUGGGCGCUGCCAGCGCGCAAGGGUGAUACAUACGCUCAUCACGUUCACGGAGAGGCGCUGCAGGUCCAGGUCUGGUACCGAGACGACCCGGCGACGCCUUGGAACGUGGCCGCGGAAAAGUUGCACGAGCAGCGCUUUCCGGAUAUAGGCCAAGUUCAGUACAAGACGGCGAAGCGCUAUAUGGCGAAUGAUCAGAGACGGGUGUCUGAUAUUAUCACGGGGAUGAUGAUGAUGGCUGCUACGUUUGUUGGAGGGGGUGGUGGACAGGCGGCUGGGGAGGGCUUGGAGGGAUGA
This is a messenger RNA of Peniophora sp. CBMAI 1063, 873 nucleotides long. The record is from the annotation of a GenBank genome assembly. Lineage: Eukaryota; Fungi; Basidiomycota; Agaricomycetes; Russulales; Peniophoraceae.